Molecule: messenger RNA, 2563 nt
Organism: Pieris brassicae (large cabbage white)
Lineage: Eukaryota; Metazoa; Arthropoda; Insecta; Lepidoptera; Pieridae
Exons: 4
Coding region: 32-2563 (843 amino acids)
Molecular function (GO): nucleic acid binding; RNA-DNA hybrid ribonuclease activity
Source: RefSeq, a predicted model, not a curated record
AUUGGAUUCUUUUUCAUGGUCUGAACUUUUAAUGAGUAUACAAUCUAGAAGAAAUACUAGUCCUGGUUUAGAUGAUUUUCCAUAUUUAUUAAUAAAACAUCUAUCUGAAUCUGUACAAAAGCUAUUUUUGAAUGUUCUUAAUAAUCUAUGGCAUAAAAAACUCAUACCAAGUUCAUGGCAAACUCAAUGUGUAAUACCUAUAUUAAAACCAGAUAAGUCACCUGAACAGAUCAGUUCUUAUCGUCCAAUCUCGUUAUCAUCAUGUAUUGGAAAAAUAUUUGAAAAUAUGGUGAAAUCUCGACUUGACUGGUAUGCAGAAUCCAAUAAUGUCAUUCCACACAUUCAAUAUGGAUUUCGCAGAGGAAGAAGUUGUGUCGAUAGCUUCAUUUCUCUCAUAUCGGAUCUGAAAAAUGCAAAAAACAAUAAAUUACACACAGUUUGUGUAUUUCUAGAUGUGCAAGGUGCAUUUGACAGUGUGGAUCCUGGCAUACUGGUGAAGGUACUCAGUAAUUCUGGUAUACCUGGACAAUUAUGUAAAUGGAUUUAUGAUUUCCUUAAUAACAGAAUACUAUAUGUUAGGCAUAACAAUAUCUUAUAUGGACCUAGAACUGCAUCAAAAGGUACUAUACAAGGUGCCACAUUAUCACCCUUGUUGUAUAAUUUGUAUACUUGUGAGAUAUGUAAAUAUGUUAAUAUUAAAAAUGUAAAUAUACUUCAAUUUGCAGAUGAUUUAGUGUUGUAUAGUUCAGAUGUAAAUUUAACAGUAGCCAUUGAAAAUGUUAACACUGCCUUAAGACAGUUAAAUAAUUAUUAUCAACACACAUUAAAAUUGAAAAUAAAUGCUGGCAAAAGUAAUUUAAUGCUAUUUGGAAAGGACACACCAGUAGUGGAUGUUGUCUAUAAUGGUGAUGUCAUUCAAAGAGUCACCUCACACAAAUUUUUAGGUAUUAUCAUUGACCAGAAAUUGUCAUUUGAAGAACAUAUUAAAUAUGUAUCUAGAAAUGCAUUAAAUGGUGUUAACAUUUUAAGAUGUCUAGCAGGUGUUACAUGGGGUGCAGAUCCCAAAAUACUUUCAUUAUUAUAUAAAUCUAUUAACAGAGCUUUGAGGAUCAUAUCAGGAGCAAUGUGUUCGACUCCCAUAAGGGCCAUGGAAGUCGAAACAAAUAUUAUGCCAUUGAUAUUGAGACGACUUAUGCUUGCAGAAAGAUACUGCCUGAAACUAUUAUCAUCAAAUAAUAUCCAAAUUAUAAAUAGGAUAAUACCUCACCCAAUCAAUAUAGAUGGUCCACUCACUUCACCAAAUGAUCUCCUGAGAGGUACAUCUCCAACUCUGUGCCAGAUCUUCUUAGAAAUACAAUCUCAUUAUUCGAACAUCAAAAAACUUUCACACUGGUCGUGUUACACUCAUUCAUACAGUUGUAUCACUCAUCCUAUUACGAUUUUAUCAAAUUCAAUCGAAAAUAAUUCAGAUUUACUGGCUUUUAUAGAAGAAAAUAACAAGUAUUAUACAAUCUACACUGAUGGCAGUAAAGGCAAUGAUUUUGUGAGAAGUGCGGUAUAUGAUUCCCAAAAAGAUGUUGCUCAAAGCUUUGCUCUCGAUAAAAAGUGCUCCAUAUUUACAGCAGAGGCAUAUGCAGUUUUUGCCGCUUUAAAAUCUAUAAUUUCUAUAAAUAAUUGUAAAUAUUUUCUAAUUUUGACAGACUCUUUGAGUCUUUUAAAUAGCCUUAAGCAUUCUAAUAUUAAUAAUUUUAAAACUAAUUAUAUUAUUUAUUUAAUUAAAGAUACUGUCUUGCGGUUGCAUAAAAAAGAUAUAACUGUUGCCUUUAUGUGGGUACCCUCACAUAAAGGUAUUACUGGUAACGAAAAAGCAGACAAAGCUGCAUAUGAAGGGAUUAACACUCUUAAUGUCAGAAAUGUGGUACAGGUUCCUAUAACUGAUUAUUAUUAUUAUAUCAAUAACUCGAUAAAAAAUGGACAUAUAUGGACAACAUUAUGGGAAGAAGAUCAAAAAUUUAAAGGAAAAUGCUGGUCAGAAAUUACGGGUUUUGGCAUAAGUGAUGAGUGGAUCGGAUCUAUCAUGUUGGCUGGAUUAUCUGAAAAAUAUAUGCCCAUGAUAAUGGCAAUCGAGCAUUCCGGCAUGAUAAUCACAACCGACGCCAUUAAAGGGAAAUUGAUGGACAUGGAACCGGAAGACAAAAAUAUGAUUGAAAUGGAAGUGGUAGAAGACAAACCAGCAGAAAAUAGUCCACAUACAUCUUCAGUGGGAGAGGUGUCAGACCAUGAUGGAGAGGAUUCAUUCAUUUUAACGAAUGACAUGGAUGAAACCUAUGUACCAGAGGAGGAGUCCAUGACAUCUGAGGAAGAACAGCAACCAGAAACCACAUCAAAGUCACAACGGGUGAGACAAAAACCAGAAAGGUUUGGAUAUAUGUGCACAGAACAGUGUAAUGAAUAUUUUAGUGAUGAACUGACAUUAGAAGAAGCACUAAGGGGACCAGAGAAGGAGCAAUGGGAACAGGCAGUGAAAGAAGAGCUGAAAAGCUUUGGAGACAACAAAGCGUAG